CUAAGCCAGAAAGCAUGAUAUAGAGUACGGCGACUUAUCAUUAGAGCGGAAAAGCGGAAAAACUAUUUAAAGUGUUGUGUAACUUUUUAAAACAGUGAAAAUAUCAGUUGGUAAAUUCAAGUUAUUUGCUCCCAAACAGCCAAAUAAAUGGUAAUACGCGAGGACUGUCCAAAGCACCGACAAAAAGCGAGGUCGCGACAUCGAAGAGGAGGACCAGCCAUUUUUCGUGGCAACAUACACGCCAGAACCAGAAUACGAAUCGCCGUCGCCCCAGGUUCGCCAGCAAUAGCUUCCACACCAAAAUGGGUAGCAACUCCAAGGCAGACCCCAUCUCGCUGACCUUCCACGACUCCUGCCUGCGGAUGUCCGACGUCCAGCUGCUCCACGGCCCCCACUGGCUGAACGACCAGAUCCUGAGCUUCUACUACGAGUACCUGGCGCACAUGAAGUACAAGACCAACGCGGAUCUGCACUUCAUUGCGCCGGAGAUUACGCAGUGCAUGAAGUACAUGGGCGACCAGGAGCUGAAGCAGCUCCUCGACCAGAGCAACACCACUGGCAAGCCCUUCAUCUUCUUCGCGCUGAACGACAACGAAACCACCGAUGCUGGUGGCAGCCACUGGUCACUGUUGGUCUUCUCGCGUCCGGAGAAGACCUUCUAUCACUUCGAUUCGUACGGGAACAACAACACGGGCAACUCCCUGGAGCUGAUGAACAAGAUCAAGGAGCUGCUUGGCGUCCGAAUGGCCAAAUUCCGGCCCAUGCGCUGCCUACAGCAGGCGAACGGCUACGACUGUGGCAUCCACGUCAUCUGCAUGACCGACCACAUCGCCGAUUACCUAAACCGAUACGAGGUGAUCGACGGACUGCCGUCGCUGCACAUCGACACCGUAAAGGCGAAGCGCACCGAGCUACUGAAACUCAUCCUGUCGCUGGGCGGCAAGGGCUAGAGGCUGUCGGGGAUUGCCCUUCCGAACCGCCCACAACCGAGUAGUUUUUAAGUGACCAAAUUACGAAUGUAACUCGUUACCGAAGGAAGAAAGGGGCAUCGGAAUUAGAUGUGUUAAUACGAUAUCCAUGAUAUCGCUAGUUGUAGUGGGUUUAGUUUUCCUCGCCGAAUGAAAAUGUUUAAAAAACAAAAGCAAUUGAGGUGGUGAGUCGGCAUAAUUCUAAGGUUGGUCUUUCAAAUAAAGAUUUGUUUAGACACAAAACGAGUUGGCUUCGAA
Drosophila mauritiana is the source of this 1226-nucleotide messenger RNA. It is a transcript of the gene Den1, whose product is annotated as sentrin-specific protease 8. The record is from RefSeq and is a predicted model, not a curated record. Gene Ontology annotation, molecular function: cysteine-type peptidase activity; deNEDDylase activity. Lineage: Eukaryota; Metazoa; Arthropoda; Insecta; Diptera; Drosophilidae. Bases 303 to 950 code for a protein of 215 amino acids. Gene Ontology annotation, biological process: proteolysis. The transcript has 2 exons.